AUGGCGAACAAUCAGCCGAACGCGCCGACGGCUUCGGCCUCGUUGGCUUCGUCAUUUUUCAGAAACGUCAGCUUGGCGCAGAUUGACAACACUCGUCUCCUCAGUGGGCGUAGAGGAUCCCUAUGUGCUGGGCCUUGCGGAACCAUCAUUAACCAUCAGGACCCGUCUGAUAAGACUUGGGAACUGGUAGAGCGCUGCCGCCAUUGCCGAACCCCUCUAUGGUGCUCCCCCCAGUGUGCGCAAUUCCAUGGCCAGUCGAUCCGUCUUGACCCCAAGGGACCGCUCGAGAUAUUGGUCCCAAGUUCUCAGAGUGUGCACGAAGCUAUCUGCCGUGGUAUCAGCAGCCCUCCAUUCGGGGGCAGGACACACGCCCACCACGAAGCGUGUCUCUUUCCUGUCGGGGAGAGCACCGGCCAACUCAUCUGGGUCCGUUACGACUUGGAAACGGCCGAGCUCACCGUCGAGGACACGUCCUUCCACGUAUUCGGGAUGUACCCCUAUCGCGAACCCACCCGCCGCGUCCUUCUGAGAGAUACCCUCGAGUUGCAAGGCUGGACCUUCGAGUAUGACCUCCUGCUGAUAUCCUAUCCGCAAGCCUCCACGGAGUCCACGCCACUACCGUAUUUCACGGUGAACAGUUCUAUCGCCGCCCUCGCCAGGCCACUACAACUGAAGACAUGGGUUGGUCCUGUGGUUGUGGUUGCCGUGUCCCACAACCCUAGCGGAGAACACUGCUUCGUCCACAGCGUCAACUUCCGCGACAUCUCAGCCGCCGUUAUUUAUCAUCUCCGCCACUCGGACAAUAGCUGUCGGCCUCUCUUCCCUUCACCGGCAGAAAACGUUUAUCCGGCCUUGAAAUUAACAAAUCGCACGAAUCAUUACAUCAAUUUUGCAUUUGGCCGCCAACCUGCCAUGGCGCCCGUCCUCGUUCCUUCUUAG
Chaetomium globosum CBS 148.51 is the source of this 939-nucleotide messenger RNA. RefSeq lists its product as uncharacterized. The transcript has a single exon. The coding region runs from base 1 to 939 and encodes 312 amino acids. The record is from RefSeq and is a predicted model, not a curated record. Lineage: Eukaryota; Fungi; Ascomycota; Sordariomycetes; Sordariales; Chaetomiaceae.